Molecule: messenger RNA, 11472 nt
Organism: Rhopilema esculentum
Lineage: Eukaryota; Metazoa; Cnidaria; Scyphozoa; Rhizostomeae; Rhizostomatidae
Product: FRAS1-related extracellular matrix protein 2
Biological process (GO): cell communication; anatomical structure morphogenesis
Cellular component (GO): membrane
Source: RefSeq, a predicted model, not a curated record
UAUGAGGACAGACAUAGGUGAGGAUAUCGUGAAAAUUCACAGCACGAGCUCUAUUUGGCAACUGUCAUAUCAUAAGGGCCCGACCACUUGAGACUGGCAGUAGCAUGGCCACACAGUGAUCACAGCGUGGCGUGCAAGCAGGUUGAGGUGGAAUUUCAAACAUUAGCAGUCUGAUCACAGGGCUGUUUACAUUCGACUUCAGUUUUAUCUUAGCCUGUUUUUCGUGGAUAAUUGGGAAUAAUAUUGGGGAAAUAAUCAAAACCCAUUAGAGGUUUCUUUGGCAUUCCGUCGCUCGAAACAAAAGGAGAACGCUGGAAUUUCGAAGGCGCUAUCUUGUUAUACGGGGCAGUGACUACGGACAAAGACAAGGUUGAAGGUCUCUAUUUGAAGCGAUUAAACUCGAUUGAUCAAAGAAUGCUAUAUUAAAAGCCGUGAUUAUACAUCAAUGUUUAUUAGAGCCACGCUCUCGUAGUGAACGGACGAGCAUCAGUGCUAGCGAUGAGACAGUGAAUCCAGCAAGUGAAGAGUUUUCUCAACGUUGUUGCGGAUUUAGGUUCUUUGCUUCACAGGAUGGAGAAGACGGUAAUUUCGAUCAUUUGCUUGUUUUUUGUGCUGAAUCAAUGUUUGGCUGAAGAAGCCCAGAUUGUCGUGCAUAAGAAUGAAAAACUCAAAGUAUUUUACGGUCGUGCAGUUUAUAUUAGACCCCGCGUGGAUUUGUCUUUCUUGUACAAGCCCGAAGGAAAUUGUCAAGUAUACGUAUUGAAGGACGAGCCAACGCAUUAUAAAGUUGGCGGUCUGUACCCUGGUAUUUUUCCAUGCAACUUCGACGAGAAAGAAGUUAAGUAUCAGCAUUUUGGUGGUCUUGACAAUCUAGAAGAUAUUGUAAAGAUGCAUGCAAGGUUAGACACGGGGAGUCAGACUGUGGUGCAGCCGUUCGCCAUACACGUUGAGGUAUUAUUCAGCAUACCUUCCGAAGUAUUACAGAAGAAAGCUGAUCUCAUCGUAGAGCAGGUUGGAGGGCUUUCUGAGCCAAUAAGCAACAGCGUGCUUCAAUUCAGUUUCGAUCAAAAUAGAGAAGACUGUUUUAUUCAUGUAGUCAAGUCUGAUGCCGGACCCCCAUAUUAUGGGCGCUUGGUGCACGAGACAACAGCCACUGGCAGAACAGAGCUUAGUCAAAAAAUUGAAUGUGCGAAAUUCACUGAUGGAACUUUGCGAUACAGCCAUAAAAAUGCUGCCUCUUCAAACCGGGAUUAUAUUCCAUUAGUUGUUGAGAUCGCAGAUAAAAAGUCGAAAAAGGUCGAGCAAAGGGAAUUCAUCCGUGUGCCAGUGAGAAUAAGAGGAGCCGCGGAAAAUGAAAGACCGAAUCAAGCAUUCGAUGCUGUAUUUUCAACCCAGGUUGACCAGUCUAUCAUCACAGCAAUCAGUCCUAACGUUCUGGCUGUCACCGAUAAAGAAACAAAUGACGAUCUUUUGAUUCUCAAUGUCACACAACCACUUGGUCCAGGUGAAGGGGAACUUGUAAACACGGACAAUCCAAAUGUACCUAUCAGAACAUUCUACCAAAAAGACCUCAAAGAUUUGAAAAUUGCAUACAAGCCACCGAAAAAAUACUCAAGUGGGGCCAGAGUGCGAAGGAUUUGGUUCGAGGCUAUUGAUGGAGAAGGGGCAAGAUCUAUACCAUUUUACGUUUUCAUAAUUCUCAAAGAAAUGAACACUGAAACACCAAGGGUUGUGAAGAAUACAGGUAUCACAAUGUUCGAAGGCCAGUCACGUGCGAUAGACAAAAAUAUAUUGGUAAUCACCACACAAAACGAUCCCUCCAAUGUUGAUAUUUCUGUUAUCAAUGGACUUAAGCAUGGACAGUUAGAGAAGCUCGGAAAGUCAGUUACUUCAUUCACUCUUAAAGACCUUCGACAAGGAUUGGUGAGAUACAUUCAUGACGAUUCAAACACCUACCACGACAAUUUUGUCAUGAGGGUGAAGGAUGGGAAACACCAAGUCGACACUCUCCUUGCCGUCACAAUUAUUCCAACAGAUGACGAGGCUCCAAUUCUUAAGCACAAUCUUGGCAUGACCCUCGAGGAGGGUGGCAUAAUGCAGAUAAACCAGUUUAUUCUUACUGCCAAAGAUGUCGAUUCUGAUGAAACUAAGUUGAUUUUCAAAGUUAUAAAUCCUCCGAUAGCUGGUGGCCUUUGCUACGUACAAACAUCACCCCCUGACCAAAAUGAUGUUGGAUGGAUUAGAGAGGGAUCAACGUUCAUGAAAAACAUAACAGAAUUCUCCCAAAGUGAUAUUAUUGUUGGGCGGGUCUUUUACAAACAUUAUGGUGAUGAGAUUUUCAGUGACCGUUUUACGUUUAGAGUUAGGGAUGAUAACACAAUACCUAACCAGUCUGGGUUGAAAACAUUUGUCAUUAACAUAAAAAAGAUCGAUGACCUUAAGCCGAAACUAUUUCCUGCCUGUCCGUUAAAAAUGAAAUCUUUGGAGACCGUUGUAUCAAAGUUUAACAAAAUCAAUUUGAGGUACAUAGAUGUGGAUACAGAUGAUGAUAAGCUUAUCUACAGGGUUACUAAAGAACCGUAUUUUGUCAGCGAGCAAGGAAAAGAUGGCGACGAUGAGAAUCUGGAUGCUGGUACAAUCAUUGCUGAGCUUGGCAGCAUCAAAAGAGAAGUUUCCACAUUCACGCAAAAACAAGUGAAUCAUUUUAAAAUUGGAUACGAUCCACCGAAAACAGAGAUUGGUCGUGCAAGACGAAAAGUUAAAUUCGAGUUUUUGGUUCAAGAUCCAGCUGGAAACAAAAUUGAAAAGCAAGUGUUCACAAUUGACCUGCACCCGAAGAACAACAAGCCGCCCGUUGGUAUCAUCCAAACUGUGCCCGUGGACGAGAGGCGUGACGUCAUAAUCACGAAAGACUACUUGGAUGUAAAAGAUGAUGAUAACUCUGCGGAGGACAUCAGUCUGGGCGUGGCAACUCCACCCAAACAUGGUCUACUGAUCAACGCUGGCAGAAAGAUGUUACCUGGGGACAUUUUCCCGUUUCAAGAAAUCACAAGGAACAACAUCGUUUACAAGCAUGAUGGUUCUGAGACAUUGAAAGAACAAAUUGACUUUCUGAUCAACGAUGGAUUCCAUUCAGUUCCAAUUGUACUGCCCAUCGCUGUAAACCCAGUCGACGAUCAAGCACCAAAAGUUAAAUAUUUGGCUGAAAAAGUUCAAGUUUUGGAACGAGGUGUCAAAAUUCUGACAAAAGAGAUCAUCAGCGGUACCGACGAGGACACAGACGAUGAAAAUCUUACGUUUUUGAUUGUGUCGGGACCGUCACGUGGUGUCAUUGAAAAACAAGGCACACCAGUGAAUUAUUUUACUCAAAAAGAUGUCUUCCAAGGGCUGAUAACCUACAGGCACACUGCUGGUGAGAUUGGAUUAGAGAUGCAGAAGGAUACCUUAAACCUCACGCUCUCAGACAUGUCAGACGAGUGGCUAGUCGGAGGUAAUACAUACAACGGCAUACUGCUUCAUUUCGAAAUACUGCCAGUCGAUUCUGAGCCGCCUGUUCUCGCAGUCAAUACGCCUGUCAAUGUUGUUGAGGGACUCAAUGUAACCCUGACUGAACCGAACCUAAGGGUCAUCGAUGUGGACACGAAGCGAGAAAAGAUCAUUUGCAAAAUCACUCAGAAGCCUCAGUAUGGUUACAUUGAAUCGGUGACGCCAGCUGAAGGCUCCGAAGUGAGUCGUCGUGGCACUGAGUCUAAGGAGUUCACUAACUUUGAUUUGAUCAACGGACAUGUGAACUAUGUCCAGAGUGUACACGAGAAACUGGAGCCUACAGUUGACCAGUUUGUUAUUGCUUGUUCAGACAAGAACAACACAUCAGCUCAGACGACAAUCAAUGUCCUCAUACAACCAAGAAAUGACGAGGAACCUGUCCCUCUCGUGCGCGAAUUCAUUGUGUUGGAAAAUGACUAUUUGUCGUUUGACUUGGCUCUCCUAAACGCCAUAGACGCAGAUGUUCCGUCAGACGAACUCGUGUUUUAUAUCGCCGAGAACCCGAAACACGGUCAGCUGUUGCGACAAGAUCAAGAUCUCACUGUCAUUAAGAAAUUCACCAAAACGGAGUUAAUUGCAAGCGAAGGUGGUAUUCUGUAUCAACACGAUGGCACAGAAACAAAAGAAGAUAGCUUCAAGGUUAUUGUCUCUGAUGGAGUGCACAAUGUGAGUGCGAUUGUGCCAGUUAAGAUCAUUCCUGUUGAUGAUGAAGUUCCUCAUAUGACCAUAAACGCAGGAUUGCGCGUGGAAAGAGAAGAGAUGAAGCAAGUUACUAACAGGAAUAUCAAGGCAACGGAUCUUGAUUCAGAUGACAAAAGCUUGAUGUACUUUGUCAUGAACGAUGCGAAAUUCGGAAGCCUGGUGAUGCGGUUAGAAAACGGACAGUUCCGGAAUCUCAGCAAAGGCAGCAAUUUCACGCAGAGGGACGUAGACCGCAAGAGCAUCUACUACCACCAUGCAAACAUAGGCAAGGAGGAGCGUGACGUCAUAAGACUUGAUGUAUCAGACGGAUUCAACCGAUUGGUUAAUCAGCUGUUUUACGUUAUUAUUGCUCCAAUUGAUAACAUACACCCAGAUGUCAUCAACAAAGGUGUCACAUUAAAGGAAGGUGACAGGAUAACAUUGACUACAGACCUCCUCAGUGCCUCAGACAUCAACAGCAAAGAUCAGAAGCUCGUCUUUCAAGUGAACAAGUUGCCAGCAAAGGGCUACCUUGAGAAUACAGAUCACCCAUCUGUGCCCAUUACAAGUUUCAAGCAAAUCGACUUGGCUGGUAACAAGAUCGUCUAUGUGCACACCAGUCAGGAUGAAGUGAAAUUCGACAAUUUUGAAUUUUCAGUCAGCGAUGGCAUCAACAAAAUCCACCGUACAUUCCGCAUCGCCUUGACUGAUGUUGACAAUAAAAAACCGAUUUUACACAUCAAUUUGCUUCCGGCUUUCGAAGGUAAAAAUACGGUCAUCACCCCCUUUGAGCUCAGAGCUGACGAUAAAGAUACCAAGGCAGGGAAUGUCGUUUUUACCGUUACCCAACUACCACUUCACGGUCAAAUCGUAAAAGAUGGCCACCAGACUGUAAGCACGUUCACCCAAGCGGACAUAAAUGACAAUCGAAUCAGUUAUCGCCACGACGGUAGCGAAUCCAAAACUGAUAGUUUCUCAAUUGUUGUUACAGAUGGCACCCAUUCAGAUUUCUAUGUUUUCCCCGACUCAAAGUUGCCAAAGUCUGAUUCACAAGUCAUCGAUAUUAGGAUACGACCUGUUGACAACAAGCUCCCUGUCGUUGCCAAGAAUGUUGGCGCUUCAUUCUUGCAGAACUUCGAUAAAGGAGAUGUUGGUUUCCAACUGUCUGACAAAAGUUUGCAAGCACAUGACAGUGACAGUGAUAAUGGAAAGCUACUAUAUUUCAUCACCACACCACCAAAACAUGGCAAGCUUGUGAACGUGUCGGCUCCAGAAGAGGUUCUCUCAACUUUUACCCAAAAUGACGUCAACCAAGGGGGAGUAAGGUAUGUUCUUAAUAAGAAGGAAAAUGCAACCAGUGAUAUGUUUGUCUUCAAAUUGAUGGAUGCAGGAGAGAAUACUCUUUAUGGGCAACAGUUUUACAUGAACUGGGCGUGGGUCUAUUUUUCACAGCCUGAGUACAACGUUAGUGAAACAGAAGGCCACAUAACCAUACCACUGCGUCGUCGUGGGUUUUUAGGGGAGACCAGCUUUGUAAGCCUAGCUCUUCACAAUGGCAGUGCUACAGAGAAAGAAGACUUUGAGAUCAAAAGAUCAAAUCAAGUACAGUUUAGCCCAGGCCAGGCAAGAGCGACGUUGAAAGUGAAGAUUGCUGAUGACUUGAAUUACGAAGCUAUGGAAACAUUCCAAAUUACGUUGGUUGAUAAUAUUCAUGCUUUAGUGGGCGAACCAGGAAAUGCAACAGUAAACAUAUUCGACAAGGAUGACGAGCCAACAGUUGUGAUUGAAGAUCCAGAGUACAUUGUGGAGGAGAAUAUUGGGGUUCUAAAGGUACCACUCCGAAGAAAAGGGGACUUGAAGCCACUGGUCAAAGUUGUUUGCAUAACAACUCCAGGGAGUGCAAGUGGAACGUUGGGGUCAACCGUAACAUCAUAUAGAGACUACGUUUCAAAAGCUGCCCUCGAUCGUGACAAUAUCAUCACCUUCGAUACGAACGAGGUUGUUCAAUACUGCCCGGUUACAAUCAUCGACGAUUCUUUGUAUGAGAAGAAUGAGAAAUUCCAUGUGAAGCUUCUUCCUUAUAUGGGUGCUGCUAUUGGAGACAAAUCAUCUACAGCUGACGUCAUAAUCCUUGCUGACGACAAAGAUGAGCCAGCAUUCACCCUUGACGAAGAUCAUUACAUUGUUGAUGAAGAUGCCGGCGUCUUCGAUGUGACUGUUCGCAGGACUGGCUCCGAUCUUGCAGUAGAAUCAUCGGUGCUGUUUGCUACAAGACAAUGGAGACCAGUUUCAGCCAGAGCCGAAAGAGAUUAUGUUCCACAAGUCCAGAGUUUGCAGUUUGCUGCAGGAGAGACGGAAAAGGUCGUAAAGAUAAUCAUAUUAGAUGACAUUGCACGGCCAAGGAUAGAGGGAAAAGAAAAUUUCACGGUACUGCUUCGUGUCCCAUUGAACGCCACUCUGGGUGCAAAUCCUUCAGCCACCGUGACCAUUGAUGAUACGAAAUCUGAUCUUCCAGCCGUAUACUUUGAGAAGUCUGAGCUGAAAGUCAGAGAAAAUGCUUCUUUUAUCGUUGCUAACAUAAAACGACGUGGCGAUCUCAGCUACACAACCUCGGUUCGAUGUUACACCAGACAAGGCACUGCAAAGGUUUCAAAAGAUUACAUAGAAAGGCCUGACACCAAUGCCUCCUUCGUUGUUUUCAAGCCAAGAGAGACAAUCAAGCCUUGCAAGGUUUUCAUCGUCAAUGACACGAUAAAAGAGCCCACUGAGCAAUUCAAAUUGCAUCUUGGUGCCGUUUUUAGCACAAAUGCCGGUGGUGGAAAGCUUGGAGGACGGACUGUUUCUGUCAUCAAAAUCACAGAUGAUGACCAGCCCAUGAUCAAAUUCAUGGAAAGCAAGUACUAUGCCAAAGAGCCUCCACCUGAUGAGGAGUCGAGAGUGGUUGAGAUCCCUGUGUUCAGAGCUGGUGAUACCUCAGAGCAGUCUGUUAUCACUGUGUACACGAGAGAUGGAUCAGCAAGAAGCGGAAUUCACUACGAGCCUUUAGCCAAGAAAUUGACUUUCGGCAAAAAUGUAACAAAACAAAUGGUGCAGCUGAGGAUUUUCCACGACAAGGAAAAGAGUCUCCGCCGAGCGUUCUCCAUGCAUAUCAAACCAGACGAGAUGGGAAUAGCUGGAUUAGGGUUAAAAAAGACAAUAAUAUACAUUGAAGAAGUUGGAAGGCGAACUGGAGUUACUUUCCCAUUGAAGCCAAAGGUCGCAUCAUUGAAGGAUUAUGAUGACUUAAAAAAUGCAAGAGUGAACCCCAUUCAAGGUUACCCCCUUAUCUGCGUCACGGCGUGCAACCCGAAGUUCCCCGAUUACUCAUCGACUGCUGGCAUUUGCAAAGCAGAGCGAAUUAACAAUGAGUUCACAAGAUAUCGGUGGCAGAUUUCUGCCAGAGACAGCCAAGAUGGCGUUACGCACCAGUUCAAGAACGUUGAAAGCAAAACUUUUGUCACCAAGACUAACAGAAUCACUCUUGACAGCGUUUACUUCGGUCCCGGCACUCGCGUCAGAUGUGUUGCGCAAGCUGUCGAUGAAGACGAAGGGUAUGGCGUUGAAAGUUACAGCGAUCCCAUAACUGUAGAUCCUAGUGAAGGACUCUGUAUGCCUCGUAACGAGCGGGAUAUUGGAGCCGAGACAUUCUCGGCCCAGGUCAAAUACACCGGUGCUAAAGAUCCGAAGCAUCCAAACCUGAUCCGCGUCCGGAUACUUGUUCCGCAUUUCGAUGGUCUAAUGCCAGCCAUUUCCACUAAACAACUUUCCAACUUCGAAAUCGCUCUCAGCCCAGAUGCAAGUCGUGUUGCUCAGCAUACUUGCUCAAAUUUAUUGGAUAUUAAUGAAAUUAGAACCAGAUUCGGUUUCUUAACCAAAGACAUUAUUGAUCCUGAUAACGCUGGAGAAAGUCUUCCAUAUCAGUAUGAUGUUGGACUUCGUGGAAACGCUACCCUUAGGUUCUACCGCCAUCUUAAUCUGGAUGCCUGUCUUUGGACCUUCGAAUCAUACUAUGACAUGACUGAAUUGGUGCAGAAAUGCGGUGGAACGAUCACCACUGAUGGCCAAGUGAAAAACACGGUGCAAUCGCACAUGUCAGUCAAAGUGCCACUCUUCGUCUCCUACAUUUACCAUUCGCCGACAGCCGCCGGCGGUUGGAUGCAUUUCGACCACAAAUCGUCAUUGCGACUGACCUUCGUAUACGACACUGCUGUGCUUUGGAAGGAUGGCGUGGGACCCCCGGCGACGUCAGUUCUUAAAGGAAAUCUGUAUCCCACGAGUAUUAGAAUCAGAGACUCGGAUCGAAAGCUUGUUGUGAAUUUCAGGACAAAGGCAAGAUUUAGAGGACAGUUCAUCAUGAAAAAAGACACAAGCAAAUACGCUUCAAUUGUAAUGUCACCAGACCAGCCCAGCCUAACAAUGACCUUGAGCCUAGUAAGAAGUGACCAAACGUACGCGGAGCCAGAGCAGCUGUGGCAAUUUGUCUCAAAUUUCGCUGUUCGGGAUUACAGUGGCCUCUACAUAGUCAGACUGGUUCCCUGCACAGUGACAGAGGACAUUGAAUAUGCAACGCCUUUAGAAUGUACUCCUCGAAAUCCAAUCACCUUCCAACUGCCAAUCAGAUUCCAACAGACAAGUGAAGCAGUCCAGGCUAACUUCAGUCUGAAUACGAGGUUCUUCCUGCUAAAUAGAAAGGAGCAAUGGACUUCAGAGAAAUUUACUGGAUCUGAGGCUACUGACGUUGCCUUUACCAAAGGUUCAAAGAUUUAUGGGCGAGUCAUGAUUGACACGGCUCAAAGCUUGGGAAGUGCGUAUCACGUGGUCAUUGAAAAGGUGUACCUCUGCAGUGGACUUGAUGGCUACGUUCCAAAGUUCGAUCCAUCAGUAAACGAAUUCGGUUGUCUGGCCGAUUCUAAGAAUCUACUGUAUCGAUUUAAAGUUUUGGAUAGGCUAGCUCCGAGCACAAUUACAUCCCAAUUCGACAAUGUCCAAUUCAAUGCUGUUUUUGCCGCCGAUGACCAAAGUGCGGACCAACUGGUGGAAAAUGCGGGGGCCGACGGCUUCAAACUCGACAGUGAGCCUCUUUUCAAGGUUUCUGGUGGCAGAAAUUGGUUCUUGCACACAAUUUACACAGUAAGGUCAGAGUCACAGAAGAACCGGGGAGUAGGCAAAAGGAGCUUGGAAUAUCUUGUGACUGAAACAAGACAUUCCAUUAUGGCAAAACCCUCACACGGACGGUACAGAAGGGAACUAGAGGAACUGAAAACCAUUGGUAAAAACAGAGGAACAAACAUCCAGAUGAUCAGGCUAGCUUACAAUCCCCCUUCUAAUCCUCUAGGGGAUUCCUCUUUAACCUUGGAGAAUAACUACGGUGGAAACCUUCCAAAAGAAAAGGGCUUACAGCGACAAACUGUUUUAGAAGAGCAACUCUCAUCCGGGGCCAUUGCAGGCAUUGUUCUAGCUGUUUUGUUUUUGAUCAUUGCAACAGCCGCUGUUGUCCUUUAUAAAAGGAGGCGGCCCUCAGACGAGGUCAAAAGGACUGCUUCUGCCGUUAGUGUUGGUGAUCAAGAUGGGACUGAAAUUUAGAUGUUUUAUUAGCGUAUAGAAAAAGGGAUAGUGCACAAAACUCGCGUAGGCCUUGUCAUUAAAUGACCUAUUUACGUGUAAACAAUGAUUAUAUCAUCAGUGAUAGGUAUGGCUGUAUCAAGUCAAAAUUUUAUGUUUUGUUUUAUAAUACUCUUAUAUAGGCUAUUGUGAAAAAUAACGGCAAGGCCUGGAAAUGGGCUUAUCGCACGAGUCCCCAGUUUAAGAAACCCGUCUUCUUGACUGCGUUGUGAAAGCAAAAGUGAUGACUUAAUUAAUCUAUCCUUUGUACUGUAGGUUUUGUUUGUACUUUUUGAUGUAAAUCGAGUUUAAACUUUCGAGGAGUGUAGCUGUUUGACCAGUUACUCCUUGCGGGCACCAUUGUUCCAAUGGAUCAUGUUUCCACGGGCACCCCGUUGCAAUGGAUCAUGUUUCCACGAGCACCCUAUCCCAAUGGGUCAUAUUACUGUGCCAAAAAACACUCACAACAUAUUUGGUCCGUACCGUGUAAACAGAACCCAAGCUCUUAAAAAGUGCAGCUUUCCAUCUUUUUCGUCAAGUACCAGUUCCCUCAUUACCUGCCUCACUUCCCUGCUUGCUUCAUAGCGAAAAUGAUUAAAUCGUUGUGUAGCCCAGAUGUUAUGGUGUUAAUGUCAAGGCAGUUAUAAUGUUAUUUGUAAGGAUGGUCUUUUUGACCGAAUCAUUCCAAAACUUGGUUAGUGUAAUUGCUGGAAAAUUUUUGAAAAGGAAGUAGACUUGAGCGGGAAUGCCUACAACAUGAUUCUAUAUCCAAAUCGUAUUCACAAGAAAGACGUAUUUUUGUAUUUGGCGUUUUUGUAGUCUAUAGCGUUUUUUAUGCCAUCGUAGCUUUUUAUAUAGAUGGUUAUAGCUGUGUUAGAUGAUUUAGCGUGUAGCUUUCUUGACAAAAGCUGAAAGUCAGCCAUACGCAAACAAAUAGUAUAGCAUGCCUUUUUAAUUAAGAGAUGUUUUAGUUACUUAUCAACUACUUUAAGUGGCUUGCAGUAUAGGAGGGUCUUAAAGGAGAAAGUCGUCUUGGCCUGCAAAUUUGAAAUUACAUUAAUAACUGUUAUCUUACUCUCGUAUAUUUGAGUUGACGAUGUUCGCUGCUACCUUCUAUCUUCCACCUCCCCUUUCAUUUUCUGUCAGCAAACCAGUGAUAAUAAAUUCGUGAAAGUUUUUGCCUUUUAAAUCUAAUUCGGCAAUAUUUCUUUCUGCCCAACUAAAACUAAAAUACACGGUCAGCUGUUUUCCGCUAUUAUGUCUUUAACAAUUCGUCUCCAGUUCUCUCUGUUUGCUGUAAUCUCUUGCAGGACUUUAAAUGUUUUUCAACAGAAUUUGACUCAAUGUUUAUUUGUUCUUUCUGCCACGUCAUACUAAUCUUGCUGUCAUGUCUUUUUCGUCAACUGAUUAUUCUCUACAAAUGCAUCCUUAUCGCUGUCAAAAUAGGUAUUUUUAAAUUGACUUGGUAUUCAGUGGUGUUUUCCAUGCUGUACUUAAUAUUUUGUUCCUAUCAUUUACAUUUGUAUAUUUAAUUCCUCUGAUUCAUAAAUCUGUAACAAUAUAACUGUAACAAAAUUUUGAUGUUUUUGAAAGAAACUUUAUGAA